This is a messenger RNA of Phalaenopsis equestris, 2075 nucleotides long. Its product is annotated as mitochondrial carrier protein MTM1-like. The coding region runs from base 353 to 1570 and encodes 405 amino acids. NCBI's taxonomy places the organism in Eukaryota, Viridiplantae, Streptophyta, Magnoliopsida, Asparagales, Orchidaceae. The record is from RefSeq and is a predicted model, not a curated record. The transcript is spliced from 10 exons. Gene Ontology annotation, biological process: mitochondrial transmembrane transport.
AUUUAUAAGCUGCAAAUUGCUGCCCAAGGCAGGGAUCGCCGAACACGGGCGCCGACCAUCCAACGGCUUAUCGCACGGCACGUCAUCUAUUUAAGAGCGCCUUUAGCUCUGCGAUUCUCGAAGUAGCGGCGGGAGAAGAGCGCUUUUAUUCUUCCCUGAAAAGCGAAAUGCAGUUUCCGACUCGCGUCCGCAUCGCCUAUUGCCCUGCUCGCGAAUCUCUCUCUCCGUCCGAGCUUGGAGUGCCUUUACUCUUUUUAGGUUAUCCUUGUUUAGGACGCUUUUUACUUGAUUUGUAGGUUUCAGAAGAUCUCUUGUGGGUUAGGAAGGGUACUGGUGGCAGGACAGGUUGAGGAUGGUGUGUUCGUCAAGAAGUGGUUUGCUUGCGUGGUUUAACGCUGCAUCGAGGGUGGAUUUUGAUGGAGCGGCUAAUGCGUCCAGGUCUGAUGCCUUUUCGUCUGCUUCGUCGCUGUCUUCGUCUCACGUCAAUCGCAGGGUGUCCGAGGACUCUAAAAUGGGUUUCGGUGAGCGUUCUUUGUCUGCUGUUGGAGCUGCCGUCCUCUCAGCUAUCCUUGUGAAUCCUCUUGACGUUGCGAAGACGAGAUUACAGGCGCAGGCAGCAGGAGCUUAUUAUUAUCAUCCGCAACGGCAUUUUGGAAGACGGUUUGCUUCCCUUGGCCCUAAUACGAUGCUUUCAGAGUUCAGAUGUUCUCCAUCAUGCACUCGCGGUGGAAUAUUUGGCGCUGAUGCAGUUUGUCCUCCUGAUUGUUUUCAGUACAAAGGAACUAUUGAUGUUUUUCACAAAGUCAUCAGACAAGAAGGAGUUUUUAGAUUGUGGAGGGGUACAAAUGCUGGGUUAGCAUUGGCCAUACCAACUGUUGGCAUUUAUUUGCCUUGUUAUGAUAUAUUCCGCAACUGGAUUGAAGAUUUUACUACGCACAAUGCUCCAGGUUUAACACCUUACGCACCUCUGGUUGCUGGCUCAGUUGCUCGCUCAAUAGCUUGUAUAGCUUGUUCUCCUAUUGAGCUGGCAAGGACACGUAUGCAGGCAUUUAAAGUCCGGAAUGGAGCAAAGCCUCCUGGCAUUUGGAAGACAUUACUUGGUGUUUUAUCGCCAGUUAAGAGAACUAAUGAAAGUUUGAGCAAUUAUCGCCUACUGUGGACUGGUGCUGGGGCUCAACUUGCUCGAGAUGUGCCAUUUUCUGCCAUUUGUUGGUCCACGCUUGAACCGAUUCGAAGAAGUUUGCUUGCAGUUGUAGGUGAGGAAGCAAAUGCAGCCAGUGUGUUAGGAGCAAAUUUUUCGGCUGGUUUUGUUGCAGGCAGCCUUGCUGCUGCUGCUACCUGUCCACUCGAUGUCGCUAAAACUCGAAGACAAAUAGAGAAAGAUCCAUCAAAGGCACUAAGAAUGACUACGAGAAAAACAUUGGCUGGAGUGUGGAGGGAUGGAGGGGUGAAAGGUCUCUUUACAGGUGUUGGUCCUCGGGUGGCCCGCGCAGGCCCUUCUGUUGGAAUAGUAGUUUCCUUCUAUGAGGUCGUCAAAUAUGUUCUCCAUCAAAGACAUUCAAAUGAUUAAAAAGAAAUAAUCCAGCUGCUGCUAUCUAUAAUAAAUAGAGUUAUCCCUUCUUUCCAAUUAACAAAAGUUUCAUACUCCCAUCAAUAAGUGUCUCCCUUUUUGGCGAGGUUGGGAGCAUAAUUUUCUCUGUCCAGAUUUGCUCAUUGCCUCGCGUUUUUCUUCAUUCAAGCUCUCUCUUGGCUUCUGGACAGCAGAUGCGCUGAUAUUAAUUGAUGACACCAUACUCAGUUUGUUCUGAGAUUGCAAGAAUGACUGCUGAAUAAUUAUAAAGUUUGAACAAACAACUGUGGUUGAGAUGCUUAAUGUAAUUUCCUUAUUGGAAGAUGCAAAUGCUAAUUUAUUUCAGGCUUUGACGCUCGUUUACGACAAUGCUUUAAGAAUGGAUAGGUUUUAUAUGUUUGUAUUUUGUUUUGCAGCUCAUUUGUAUUAAGCUGCUUGUGGUGCUUGAUGUAGCCUGUGGGGUUAGCUUUUUUUUUAUGCUGUUUAUAAGAUCGUUAGUGAGCAU